AUGUCAUUCUCUCCUCUCACCUCGAUCUCCUUCAUCGACAUCUCACACCACACUGGACACGUCACCGCUAUCGCCGAUAACAUCCGAUUUUUGAGAUAUUUAUGUGCGGGGCGGGUUAACCACAGCGUGUCUUUGUCUUUGGCCUGUUUGUGUCUGACCAGGAAGGAAAAAGGUGACCUCUCUGCUCUUGGUUUUUUUUCUCCUUCUCCCCCUGCAGACAAGUCUCAAAGUUUCGUUUUCUUUGACGACGUCCACCUGCUGUCAGAGACCAUCCAGGGGGUCACCGCCACCGCCUCCACCGGGAUCCAGUACCAGCAGUCCUGGCUGUGCAUCCUAUGCAACGUGAAGUAUCUCCAGAGGCGUCACGUGUGCAUCUCCCGCCUGGAGAGGCCACAGAACUGGGGGGAGAACUGCUGCGAGGUCCGCUACGUCAUCCUGAUCCUGGCUCCACUCAAAAUGAAAAGCACCAAGACAGCGAUGGAGCUGGGCAGGACGUUCGCCACCCUCUUCUCCGACAUCUCCUUCAGGCAGAAGCUGCUGGAGACCAAGACGCAGGUGGAGUUCAAGGAGGCGCUGGUGUUCCAGAUGCACCAGCUGAGGGCCACCAACCAGCCGCCCACGGUCCUGGGGAAGGAGGAGACAGACCCCCGCAGCCACAAGCCGCUGCAGUGCAAAGACUUCCUGAAGGCCGGCCGGGGGAUUUACGAGGACUUUCGCCGCCGGCUGCCGUUCUACCCGUCCGACUUCACGGAUGGUAUCGUCGGCAGUAACAAGACGCUGCUGAAGUACAUGACCACGGCCAUCUUCCUCUACAUCGCCAUCCUCCUGCCCGCCAUCGCGUUCGGCUCCCUCAACGACGAGAGCACGCGCGGCGAGAUAGAUGUCCGGAAGACCAUCAUCGGCCAGAGCAUCGGCGGCGUCAUCUACUCGCUGUUCGCCGGCUCGCCGCUCGUCAUCCCUCUGACCACCGCUCCCCUCGCCAUCUUCAUCAGCGUGAUUCGAGGGAUCUGCGACGACUACAACCUGGACUUCCCGGCCUUCUACGCCUGCAUCGGCUUGUGGAACUGCCUCUUCCUCAUCCUCGCAGGCAUCUUCAACGUCAGCCUGCUCAUGAAGCUCUUCAAGAGGUCCACCGAGGAGGUCAUCGCGCUCUUCAUCUCCAUCGCGUUCGUGGUGGACGCAGUGAAAGGAACUUUCAAAAUCUUCUACAGGUACUACCAGGCGCCGACGCUGGCCAACAGCAGCGCGGGGGCCUUCCCCGCCGCCGCCGCCACCGCCACCGCCGACCUGCUCAGGGCGAACGGGAGCCAGGAGGCGGCGGCCGCGUUCGCCGCCAGCGCCCUGCCGGCGUCCGUCAUCCAGUGCACCCGCGAGAGGCCCGUCCUGUGCCUGCUGCUGAUGCUCGGGACCUUGUGGAUGGGCUACACCCUCUACCAGUUCAAGAGGAGUCCGUUCCUGCAUGCCAAAGUGAGGGAGGUGCUGUCGGACUGCGCCCUGCCGAUCUCGGUGCUCCUCUUCUCCUUCAUCGGCUCCUACGUCUUCAGCGACAUCGAGCUUCCCGUCUUUAAAGUCCACGACCGGCCCGUCUUCAGGGUGGCGCCGUUCGAGCGGCUGUCGGCCAUGAACGUCGUCAGCGCCAUGGGCCUCGGCUUCCUCCUGGCGCUCCUCAUCUUCAUCGACCAGAACAUCGUGGUCUCGCUGACCAACGCGCCGGAGAACAGGCUGCUGAAGGGCACGGCGUACCACUGGGACCUCAUGCUCUCGGGGCUCAUCAACAUUCUGAUGUCGGUGAUGGGGCUGCCCUGGAUGCACGCCGCCUUCCCGCACUCCACCCUCCACGUGCGCCAGCUGGCCUUCGUGGAGCAGCGCGUGGAGGGUGGCCACCUCUACGAGACCAUCGUCCAGGUGAAGGAGACCCGGCUGACGUCUCUCACCGCCAACAUCUUCAUCGGCGUGUCGGUGCUGCUGCUUCCUCUCCCGCUGCAGUGGAUCCCCAAACCCGUCCUGUACGGCCUCUUCCUCUACAUCGCCCUCACCUCCAUCGACGGGAACCAGAUGUGCGACCGCAUGGCUCUCCUCCUCAAGGAGCAGACGUCUUACCCGCCCACCCACUACAUCCGCAAAGUGCCCCAGAGGAAGAUCCACUUCUUCACCUUCCUGCAGAUGAUGCAGCUGCUGAUACUCUGCACGUUCGGCAUGUACCCGAUACCCUACAUGAAGAUGAUCUUCCCUCUGCUCAUGGUCAUGCUCAUUCCGAUCAGGAACAACGUGCUUCCUCACAUCAUUGAGGCCAAGUACUUGGACAUAAUGGACGCCCAACACAUGUAGCUGCAGAGGGAGACGCGUUCUGGAUCUGCAAAUAGACGUCUGGAAUUUAGAUAAAGAGAGGAGGAGAAGAAGAAAAAAAAGAGAAAUAUUUUUCAAUGCAAAACCGUACGGAAGCAAAAAAGGGGAUCAACUGACUGUUUUGAUUUUUGUAUCUGAUUAGAACUUUCUUGCAGGUGAAGCACUGUAAAUGUGAGAAAGAGGUGAGAGGCGUGUGUCAUGUAAACGUGGACAGACCGCAAAAAAGAAAAAAAACUACCCGUCCAGAACUCCUCGUUUCACACCCAUGACCCCCCCACACACACACACCUUUACAUUUACAUAUAGUAGCAUCUUCCAGCGAGUCCCUCCGUGUGUUAAAGCUAAAGACCAGUGCUUCGGGUGCUUCUCUUUGACACUUUGCACCCACGUUGCGUCAUCAUUUCCGCAGAGGAGUUAACGGGCAGGAAUUCUGCAUUCAGGCCUCCGCCGCGUAAACCUGUACCUCUUUGUAACCGUGUCAUUGUGCAGUGUUGAAGACCUUUGCAUUCCUUCACCUUUUAGCUGUGAUUCCCUUUUUUUCUGUGAAGGACACAUAAUAUUUAGUCCCUAAGUCAGUCCAACCAGUGUCAGCGUCCAUGAAGGCGGAAAGAGGAGCGCGUGUGUGUGUGUGUGUGCGUGUGUGUGUGCGUGUGUGUGUGUGUGUGCGUGUGUGUGCGUGCGUGCGCGCGUCUUUGUGUCACAUCACUAAUCUGUCUUUCAUGUAGCUUCCUGCCGGCUCUUAGAAAAACCUCAUUUUUAAGGUGAAAUUUAAGCUCUCAGACGAAAUAACUUUAAAAGACAUUCCACAGGUAUGUAUGUAAUUAUUUAGAACGACAGCACAAACCAAAACAUAUAGUGAAAUCUGUAUCAAAUUAUGAAAUAUAUUAAGAGUAUAUUAUGGAACUAUACAAAAUAUUCUAGGUUGAAUUCAAAUAUAAUAUUUAUUUAGUUUCACCUGUACGUAGAAGGAGCGUUUUGUGUGCAGUAAGCUGCUCCACAUCCCACGGUUACUGAUUCCUGUAUCCUGAGCGUCUCGUCUCAUCAACCACGUUCCUUCCAGCUUCACGUCCAAGUCCAACACGUUCUGGUGCAUUGCUAGUGAAGACGAAAGUCAGGUAAACGUAAACGAAAAAACAGAAAUACAUUUAAAUAUAUAUAUAUAUAUCUGUGAGCUUUGGAUUCAACAAAAUUCCUUUAUUUUUUUGUGAACAUGUGCUCAGAGAUGAGUUUUAGAAUAAUCUGCUCUUGUUUUCUAUUUAGAUGUUAUGAUUAGAUUAAUGCUUGCAAACGUUGUCAUGUAAUAAUCCACAUGUCUGGAAAGAUUAUCUUGUUAUCUAAUACAAAAAAAAGACCAAAAAAAAAGUUCAGUUUCCAAGCGAGCGCUGCUUUUGCUUGCAGCAUGACUCGUCUUGGCUUUUUUGAUACCACGUGACGCCCGAUGGACGCGUUUGCUGCACAACACGCACGCACGCGCGCGCGCGCGCAGGCAGCCGCUCAAGACGGUCACUUCUCCACCAACCCAGAUGCAACGCUCGAUAUUCAGCAAUACUGUGUAUAAAAAUCCGGGUUUCCCAGCGACGGCGAAGACACGCCUAGCUGCAUUUUUGAGAGACGAUCUUGUCGGUCCAUCCUCACGGUAUAAAAAAAUAAAGAAAGAAAGACCCCCACUCUGUGCUGAUUCAAUUACGGCACAAUAAAAAAAAAGAGAGGAAGUUUUCCCCUCGCUGCCGGCUGCAUGACUCACUCUCUCUAAACGGCAGCUUCCCCCGACUCCGUCUCAUGCAGAUGUGAGGAAGAUGUCCAAUUUGAGCAGAUGUCUCCCGCCGAGAUAGCGGCGUUUGCAUAAUCCCCCGGAUGGAGGCUUACCGGUGGAGAGAGGGGAGCGAGGCGGUGAAGGUGUGAAGUGAUAUGUGCAGUUCGCAGAGUUUAGUUUUUAUCACGUGUCCGUUCUAAUCCACGGCGAGGUGUUGGUUUCCAACCCGAGUGCAGAGAUCUAACCACCCUUCUUCUUCUGUGACAGUGCUGUUCCUCCCUAUCUUCUCUGUGCUGAUGAUCUUUUGGAAUAACUUCUCUCAGAGGAUUUAACAUUGGGUUCAGAGUGAAAGACAUGAGUCCCUCCCCCCCCCCCCUCCCUCCCUUUCCUCCCCUUGUAAUUGAAUUUGUUUGAAAAUUGCGUACUGUGGUGUUUCUUUUUUCUUUCCUGGUUUCAUAUAGCCUACUUUUUCUAAUCAUGAAUGUAAGGUGUGGAUUUUUAUAUAGCAUAAUAAUAAUUUAGGUGUCAAACAGAAUCUGUAAUUUUUGUCAAAAAGAUCAGCUAUAUUUGUAAGCUGUAAUAUGUAAAAAAUUAGAAAAAAAUGGUUAUAAAACAGAAUGUGUUGAUUUAUUAUAGUAUGUAUAUAUAUAUACUGUACACUGAAAAAGAGAGACUAUCUCAAGCUGUUUGCCAAAUAAAAAGUAGUAGUGA
Molecule: messenger RNA, 4810 nt
Organism: Pungitius pungitius (ninespine stickleback)
Lineage: Eukaryota; Metazoa; Chordata; Actinopteri; Perciformes; Gasterosteidae
Gene: slc4a11
Product: solute carrier family 4 member 11
Exons: 17
Coding region: 1-2328 (775 amino acids)
Biological process (GO): monoatomic anion transport; transmembrane transport; monoatomic ion homeostasis
Cellular component (GO): basolateral plasma membrane; plasma membrane
Molecular function (GO): solute:inorganic anion antiporter activity
Source: RefSeq, a predicted model, not a curated record